AUGUUCUGCGAGGACGGCGACCCGGACGACCCGGACGACGCGGCGGAGGAGUGCAAGUACGUCCUCGACGCGGACGCGCUCGCGGAGACGUUCGCCAAGGCGAGAGAGCGCGUGUCGCACGAGAAGAGCGGCGGCUGGCGGUUCGACUCGCUCUCGCGCGUCGUCGAGCGAUGCACGCGCGAGAAGGAUGUCGAGAAAAAGAUCGCGCCCGGGUGGCGCCGCGUCCUCAUCUUCUGCGAUAACGCCGGCGCGGACGUGAUGGGGAUGACGAUGCUCGCGAAAGCGCUCGCGGCGGUCGGCGGGAAAGGCACCAAGGUGGCGCUCGUGGCGAACGACACCGCGGCGUUGAACGACGUCACGUAUGAGGAGUUGGACGAGUACCUUCGCGCGGUGACUCGGCGCGGGGGCGAAUUUUACGACGGCGAUCCGAUACUCGGCGCGCAGAUGAACGGAAACAUGGUCGCGGCGGUGAACAGCGGGCAGGACAGCACGCUGCUAAACCUGAAUAACUGCGGGAGCGAGCUGAACGACUGGGUGAAUAUGCAGUUUCAGCAGGUUCCCGCCGGGGACGACUGGCUCAUCGUGUUGGACGGCAUGGGACGGUCGCUGGAGAGUAACUGGGACGCGUACAAGUACGUGAAAGACGGCGUAAACGUGUUGAACCUCGCGAUGGUGAAGAGCGAGAUCAACGCGCGGAGGUUGGACGCGGAGGUAUACGACUGCGUCGUGCGGUUACGACGCGGGGGCGACCCUGAGUAA
Molecule: messenger RNA, 759 nt
Organism: Micromonas pusilla CCMP1545
Lineage: Eukaryota; Viridiplantae; Chlorophyta; Mamiellophyceae; Mamiellales; Mamiellaceae
Exons: 1
Coding region: 1-759 (252 amino acids)
Biological process (GO): coenzyme A biosynthetic process
Cellular component (GO): nucleus; cytosol
Molecular function (GO): pantothenate kinase activity; ATP binding
Source: RefSeq, a predicted model, not a curated record